Messenger RNA from Trichosurus vulpecula (common brushtail), 2695 nucleotides. RefSeq names its product establishment of sister chromatid cohesion N-acetyltransferase 2 (gene ESCO2). Gene Ontology annotation, cellular component: nucleus; chromatin. Gene Ontology annotation, molecular function: protein-lysine-acetyltransferase activity. The record is from RefSeq and is a predicted model, not a curated record. Gene Ontology annotation, biological process: mitotic sister chromatid cohesion. Bases 10 to 1842 code for a protein of 610 amino acids. The transcript has 10 exons. Lineage: Eukaryota; Metazoa; Chordata; Mammalia; Diprotodontia; Phalangeridae.
UCAUGUAAGAUGGCAAAUGUUACUCCAAGGAAAAGGAAUCAAAGUUCUUCUCAAUAUGGCAGCCUAUUAUUUGAAAAUCCAAUGAAGAAAAUAAUAUUGGACUUUACUGAAAGUAUACCUCCAUCCCCAAGUGGAACCCCUAGAAAGGAAAUGUCCCAAAUUAGUGAUACAAAUAAAGAAAAUAUAUGUUAUCUCUUCCAAGGACACCACAUUUCAAGUCAGUUCACUAAGUAUCCCUUAGAAACAGCCUGUGCUAUUCAGAAAGGAGAGGCGGUGAGCCCACUGAAGUCUCCACAGCAAGGUUCUCCUUUCAAAUCUGCCAUGUCAACUAGAUCCUUUUAUAACAGAGAUAAAUGGUACCUGAACCCACUGGAGAGGAAACUUGUCAAAGAGAGCAGGUCUCUUUGUCAGAAAAAUGAUUGUGGAUAUAACAAGCCAGUUCCCACCUUGACAGAGAAAAAACAUAAAAAGGUGUUCAAGAGGACAAACCCUAAAGGAAAAAAGAAUUCAGCUCCUAAAUAUGGAAGUUGUAAAGGCAUUAAAACUGUGUCAAGGAAUGCUGUAAAACCCCAGCAAAAUAGAGUGAUUUUUAAACCAACCACGGGGCAAGAGGAUAACAGUCAUGAACCUGACAAGAAUUUGACCUCAACUCCUCGCGUGCUGAGUCUAAAAGUUAAACCCCAAGUGACUCUCCAGAGUGGGGCAGCAUUUUUUGUGGCUGGGAAAAAAUCCCACUCUUUGGUCAAGAAAGUGGUUUUGGAUGGUCAAACAAUGUCUGAACUCAAGGCAAAUAAAUCUAAACCAGCAGUGAUUGUGAAUUCUGGUUUGCCUAGCACUAAUGAAAGAAAGACUUUUGAGAGUUCAAAUGGUAGAAUUAUUUCUCCUAAAGAAAGGAAGCCUGUUGAAGAUAAGUCUUUUUCUUUAAAGGGGUCUCACAGUGAGAAAAGUAAGAAAGGAUCUCCUGAGUCUGUUGCCUAUCCUAUCUUUAGUGCAACUUCAAGCAAUCAAAAAAGUUCUUUAGCUUUCCUGGAAGAACCACCAUCUUUAGGAUCUGGCACAACUAUUCGUGAGUCUUCAAAUGUCUUGAAAGAGCUCCAAGCACAGAAGGCUAACAAAAACAGCAGAGAAUUAAACAAAGAGUUGAAAGACCAGUUCAUUAUUGAUGCAGGUCAGAAGCAUUUUGGAGCCAUUGUAUGCAAGUCUUGUGGCAUGAUCUAUACAGCGGCUAGCCCUGAGGAUGAAGCACAACAUGCCCACUAUCACCAGAGAUUCCUGGAAGGAAUUAAAUAUGUGGGUUGGAAGAAAGAACGUAUCGUGGCAAAGUUUUGGGAUGGCAAAAUUAUAUUAGUACUUCCUGGUGACCCAAAAUAUGCCAUUCGAAAGGCAGAAGAUGUCUGUGAACUUGUAGAUAAUGAACUGGGAUUUAAGCAAGUUGUCCCAAACUGUCCAAGCAAAAUUAAAACCUUCCUCUAUAUAUCUGAUGAAAAGAAAGUAGUUGGAUGUUUAAUUGCUGAGCCAAUCAAACAGGCCUUCCGUGUCCUAACUGAACCAUCUAGUCCAGACUCUCCAAACCAGCAGACGUUUUACAACCAGCGAGCCUGGCAAUGUUCCAGCACCCCAGAACCAGCGCUCUGUGGGAUCAGUCGAAUCUGGGUCUUUAGCCUGAUGAGAAGAAAGGGCAUUGCCCGUCGAUUGGUGGAUACUGUCCGGAAUUGCUUCAUGUUUGGCUGCUUUCUGCGUACUGAUGAAAUAGCCUUUUCUGACCCAACACCAGAUGGGAAAUUAUUUGCAACCAAAUACUGCAACACACCCAACUUCCUUGUAUAUAACUUUGUUAGUUAGACACGUUUAGCUAUACCCAGAAAUGUUAAAGCCUAUUUUGUGUUUUGUGUUUAUUAAAUUGGUGAAUCAGAGAAAGAAUUUAUCCCAAGGUCCAAAUUAUUAAAAACUUUUUGUGAUAGGGAUACUUGCUCUCCGAUCCGUUUUUGUGGCUGGCUAUGGUUGUAGAAAACGAUUAUCUCUCUUGCCUUCUUGAUGUAGUUGACAAAGCAUCUGGUUUUCGAUAUACUUAGUCUCUAGCAAUGAGGGAUUAAUUUUCAAUAUGCAAUAUAGCCACUUGAUUAGAGCAAAUUAGUUUGUUAUAUUGAGAGAGAACUUUUAUAUUGAGUUAAUUCAUUAAAUUAUGUUUCAAAUCUCUAAUAUUUUCAAGGUCAAUAUAAAAAUGCCACUUUUUAGAUGCUUUAAUGCUAUUGAAAAACUUCUCUGAAAUGAACCAAAUGUGUGUUGAAUUGGUUCAUCAAGUUUAACUCCAGAAUAUUGUCUUUUCCUUAGCUAGUUUUAGUCAAGGGAAAAUUUUAUAGCUUUUAUUGUGCUACUUGCCUUUAAUAAAUUUGUCAUUGUUACUUAAUAUCAUUGACGUUAAGCUUAAAACAACUUGAAAUUCCAUUCUUUUUUUUUUAAUUUUUCAAAUGCACCUUAAUUGUUGAGCAUCUAAUUAAAACUGGGGAAAUGUACAUUGUAAGACUUCAUAUUUCAGUAUCUCUUGAGGUGGAAUUAUAAUGCUCUAGAGGAAAUGAUGAAAGGGUGUAAAUAAGUCUGGUUAUGUCUUUUCUAGGUGAAUUUUGGUGUUUUCUGCACUUAUUUAGAAACAGCUUGUCAAAAUACGUUUAAUUAAAAAUAAAAGUUUUAUUGAUGU